This is a messenger RNA of Aphanomyces astaci, 1944 nucleotides long. RefSeq lists its product as hypothetical. The transcript has a single exon. Gene Ontology annotation, molecular function: ornithine decarboxylase activity. Gene Ontology annotation, cellular component: cytoplasm. Lineage: Eukaryota; Oomycota; Saprolegniomycetes; Saprolegniales; Verrucalvaceae. The record is from RefSeq and is a predicted model, not a curated record. Bases 319 to 1869 code for a protein of 516 amino acids.
GCCGUUUCAACCACCAUAUCAUCAUCACCCACGACCAAGAAGGGAUCACUUGCCAUUUGGCUGCCUAACGCUCAAGAAAGCUCCGAGGUCGUUGCCGCGCUACACAGAGAAGACCACCGCCGUCCUCUCGCCGCUAGUUCGCCACCGUUCGCUUGGAUCUUGACUGUUCAGCUUGUUGGAUCCCCACAAGAUCCCACCCGAGACCUCUUCACCCGCCACCUUUGGGGCCAGCACGCCCCUUCACACCCGCCGCUUGGUGUUUGAUUUCAACAUUGAACCUGAGUGGUUUCCUUGCCGAUAGCAUCGCCUACGUCUAACAUGAUUCGAGCCUCCUUGCCCUUUACUCGCCUGCCUGGUCUGGUGACGCGGGGCUGCUUCAAGUUCAAGAACACCCAUUCCGCGAUGUUCGCCACAUUCAGUGGACCCACCACGGUUGCCGCCGCACGGUCAGCCCGUGCUGGGGCUGCCGUUGCUGGUGACCGUCUUCGGAUCGCGAAAGACUCUGUCUUGACCGGUCCGACUGCAGGGUCCGCUAACUAUCAUUCGGCCGCGUUGGCGGUCGAAGUCCCGGACGACAUCGUGCCUCCCCUUGUCGUCCAACAACACCAACUCCACGCCGCGUCGUCCAUUGUUGCCAAGAAGUCUGUGCUUAACAGAUUGUGGCAACACAUCGAAACCGGCGAAGAAAACGCAUUCUAUGUCGUCGACACGUCCGCGGUGGAAGCGCGCUUCAAUCUGUGGAUGAAGCAUCUCCCGUACGUCAAGCCGUACUACGCCGUCAAAUGCAACCCCGACCCGAGCAUCCUCCAGACCCUCGCGCGUCUCGGCGCGGGCUUUGACUGCGCGUCACAGGCCGAGAUUGCCCAAGUCCUCGCGCACGGCGUGGACCCGCGCUCUAUCAUCUACGCCAAUCCGUGCAAGCAGCCGUCGCACAUUUCGUACGCGACCCAGCAAAACAUCGACUUUAUGACGUUUGACGGAUGCGACGAACUUACCAAGAUGAAGCGCAUCGACCCCGAUGCCCGCGUCGUGCUGCGGCUCUUUGUCGACGACUCGCACUCGCAGUGCCCGCUCGGCACCAAGUUUGGCGCCGUUCUCAACGACGUCCCUGCGAUCCUCAAGCAUGCCAAGGCCAUCGGGUCCAACGUCGUCGGCGUCAGCUUCCACGUCGGCAGCGGCUGCUCGGACGCGUCCGCGUACACGGACGCCGUCGUCCGCGCCAGGAAGGCGUUUGACAUUGGCGCAUCCCUUGGCUUUGAUUUUGAACUGCUCGACAUUGGCGGCGGGUUCCCUGGGGAUGCCAACGCGCCCAUCUCGUUCGAGUCCAUCGCGUCGACGCUGAACGCGGCGCUGUCGACCCACUUCCCGUCUGACGUCAAGAUCAUCUCGGAGCCCGGCCGGUUCUUUGCCGCCACGAGCCACACGCUGGCCGUCAACGUGAUUGGCCGUAAGCUUGCGCCCAACUCCCUCGCAGCUUUUUCUGCUGCUGCCACGUCAUCGUCCCCGGCCAAAGCGGCGCGGGGCCACCGCGGCCUCCACGCCGGCGCCGAUCCGUACUACAUGUACUUUGUCAACGACGGCUUGUACGGAUCCUUCAACUGCCUUCUUUAUGACCACGCCCAAGUCCAUCCCGUGGCGUUGGGCGGGUCGGAAGACCAGAAGUUUUCGUCGAGCAUCUGGGGCCCGACCUGCGAUGGCCUGGACUGUAUCGCAAAGGACAUCGAUAUGCCUGUGUUGGACAUUGGCCAGUGGAUUUACUUUGCCAACAUGGGCGCGUACACGUCCGCCGCCGGCUCCCACUUUAACGGAUUUGCUCCCCCCGACAAGGUGUACUUUGACUGCCACGACCAACACGACGACGAAGAAUAAGUCGAGUGUGAGUCGUUUCCAAAAUACAAUCGUGCGUUUGCUGCAAUAAAAAAAAAUACAUGCAUUUUGAGUGUA